Arachis ipaensis is the source of this 801-nucleotide messenger RNA. RefSeq lists its product as uncharacterized. Lineage: Eukaryota; Viridiplantae; Streptophyta; Magnoliopsida; Fabales; Fabaceae. The record is from RefSeq and is a predicted model, not a curated record.
AUGGGAUUGAAGGAUAACAUCAUGAUUGUUGUGGCUCCUUUGGAGAUUUGUAUUUUCUCCGAUUUGGUGAACAAGGCUAGAGUUGUUGAAGAAUAUGCAAAGACAGUAGCUUCGUCAAAGGACACUCAUGGAGGAAACACUAGUCGGGGACGUGCCAAGUACUUUCAGCCGAAGGGUGGUUGCUUCAACUGUGGAUUGCCUGGCCAUAUUGUGAGGGAUUAUACUUGGGGGAAGAACCCGAUUGCGGGUCAGAGUCAACACGAAGGGCGAGUGUUUGCUGUGAACACCAAGGAUGCUGCUAAGGCGGAUCCUCUGAUGAGAGGUAACUAUUUAAUUGACAAUAAAACCUUAGUUGCAUUAUAUGAUACUGGAGCUUUGCAUUCGUUUAUUUCAUUUAACAAAGUUGAGGAGCUAGGCUUGAAAGUUUCAGAAUUAGCUUUUGAAUUGCAUUCAAUUCAGUUUAUGCCGGAUGGAGAAAAUGGAGUAGUGGUAGCUGAGGGUUACUACCUGAACUCUGUAAUGGUGCACUAUAGUAGGGAAGAGUGUCAGGGUUAUAUCUUGUUGUCUGCUAAUGCUUUGGGUGAUGCCCAGAACUUAGAUAAGAUUCCAGUAGUUAGAGACUUUUCGGAGGUGUUCCCGAAAUAUAUUCCUGAAUUUCCACCUCAAAGAGAGAUCGAAUUUGUGAUUGAAUUGGUGCCGGGAGCCAGACCAGUGUCGAUUGCGCUAUAUAGAAUGGCUCCGAUAGAGCUGGCUAAACUAAAAACUCAGUUGGAAGAAUUUCUAAACAAGAGGUUCAUUUGA